Molecule: messenger RNA, 1229 nt
Organism: Acanthisitta chloris (rifleman)
Lineage: Eukaryota; Metazoa; Chordata; Aves; Passeriformes; Acanthisittidae
Gene: CHMP4B
Product: charged multivesicular body protein 4B
Exons: 4
Biological process (GO): late endosome to vacuole transport via multivesicular body sorting pathway; vesicle budding from membrane
Cellular component (GO): multivesicular body; ESCRT III complex; cytoplasmic side of plasma membrane
Source: RefSeq, a predicted model, not a curated record
CUGCUCUUCAGGCCCUGAAGCGUAAGAAGAGGUAUGAGAAGCAGCUGGCACAGAUAGAUGGCACAUUAUCAACCAUUGAAUUCCAGAGGGAAGCCCUUGAGAAUGCCAACACCAACACUGAAGUGCUUAAGAACAUGGGCUUUGCUGCUAAAGCCAUGAAAGCUGCUCAUGACAACAUGGAUAUUGAUAAAGUAGAUGAAUUAAUGCAGGACAUUGCAGAGCAGCAGGAACUGGCAGAUGAGAUUUCAACAGCUAUCUCCAAGCCAGUAGGAUUUGGGGAGGAAUUUGAUGAGGAUGAACUCAUGGCAGAACUAGAGGAACUAGAACAAGAAGAACUAGACAAAAACUUGCUGGAAAUCAGUGGUCCUGAGACAGUCCCACUACCAAAUGUGCCCUCAAUAUCAAUACCCUCAAAGCCAGCCAAGAAGAAAGAGGAAGAAGAGGAUGAUGACAUGAAAGAGCUGGAAGCUUGGGCAGGAACCAUGUAACCACAGCAGUAACUGGCUGAAAAAAAAAAGACUUUGAUGACCUAUUCUGGGUGCAAAUGUGUUGUGUUGAGGAGCAAAGCAUAAGCAAAAUGUCUUUAAUUUUAACCCAGAGCAGUGGGAACUGCAUUGUUUUCUGCAUAGCAUGGUCUGCCCAAAGCAGAGAAGGGGGAACAGGGGGAAUUGCCUGCAGUCAAUACGGUUGAAAUUGUGUAUAAAGGUCUUUGCAAAAUCAAACCCUUCAGCUUUUGGACUGUGCUCCUGCCACUGCUGGAUCUUCAUCUUCAAUUUGGGCCAUAUUGAAUUGAACUAAGCUGAAAAACACUCUGUAAUUUUAAGUCUAAGUGUGUCUAGAAGUCUUGUAAGGCAUUUCCAAAGCAGGAAAAGUCCUAAGCCAUCAUUGGCUUCUUAUUGUGUUUUAGGUGCAAGAAUGCUUUAGGUUUUUAGUUCUUUGCCAGUUCUAUUUAUAUCCCUUGACUGAUGUGUGACCAGCCUUGUGUUUGUCACUGCCACGACGUAGUCACUGUUCCCAUUUGGAUUGCUGAGGAUGAUUUGCCAUUGAGAAAAGCUCUCUUGGAUGUAGGGAAGAAUUCAAGUUCAGUUGUACAUUUUUCUACAUAGCACUACAAUGUUUAUUGCUUUCUUUUGUGAUAAUUGAUAACCCAUUCAGAUACAUGCACAAAAUUAUUUUAAUUAAGAAACUACUAUGGAUUGCACUGUAUUAAAUAUCUCAAUUAAUUUUCA